Messenger RNA from Trichophyton rubrum CBS 118892, 627 nucleotides. RefSeq lists its product as uncharacterized. The transcript is spliced from 3 exons. The record is from RefSeq and is a predicted model, not a curated record. The coding region runs from base 1 to 627 and encodes 208 amino acids. NCBI's taxonomy places the organism in Eukaryota, Fungi, Ascomycota, Eurotiomycetes, Onygenales, Arthrodermataceae.
AUGGAUGAUCUAAUGACUUACCUCCCGGAGCUCCAGCAAGCCCUUCAGGAUAUGUACUCAAAAACGGAUUAUACUGAAAUGUGGGGUGUUGAUCUAGCCAAAGGAGACCAGAACCUCGUCGAAGCAAUAAUGUUGAAAUUUCUCACUAAAGCGUCUGCUUUGCGGGCGUUUCUGAUAGAGAGGACGUGUAUUGCUAUCAAGGAUGCUCUCUUCUGGAGGAAAAUGGGCAAGCUAUACCCUUUUCCUUUCCGUGAAAUGCCCGAGCUAUCGAGCUUUGUGCAUAUAACUCAAUGCAAAGGACAUCACAUCAUGUGGAUCAAACUCGACGAAGAAGCUUUGAAGAGAUACGGACUCCUAUUUGAAUAUUCUUCACUCCCUGAUUUGAAGGCAUCGUUCGUCAUUGACUGUUGGCCAUCCCAGCUGUACCCUUUCCGAUCAGGCAAGUCUGAUAGCGUUAUUUUCAAGAUGCGGGCUGCUUUAAAGUCUAUCCAGGAGGAAGUCCAGCAGUACUACCCGGGGAUAUUUUCCCAGAUUUACAUCAUCAACCCAUUCCGCGCGGAGUUUUAUGACUUAAAAAUUGCCCGAGGAUAUCUUACGAAAAAUUACUAUACUCCAGGAAAGACAUGA